GUAGGUUCGAAGGGCCUAAUUUUCAGCUGGUCUGUAAGCUGAACUUUGGAUCUGAUCCUAUCCCUUCAAACUUCCAUGAAACAUCUUGUGGAUGGUGGAUUCCCUUUUCCUUACUUUUAUGGAACGUUUUCUCAGCCUAUCACUACUGUUGUUGGAAGGCUUUAUGGAGAUGUAAUCCUUCCUUGCUCAUUUAAGAAUGGGAGUGGCAUAUUGAUCCAUUGGCUGAAAGACGAAGAGACGGUACACAGCUACUACCAAAAGAGUGACCAGCUGGGACAACAAGACCCCAAAUAUGCCAACAGAACAUUUCUUUUACUCAAUGAACUCCACAAUGGAAAUGCCUCACUAAAACUUAGGAGGUUAAACCUCCAAGAUGAAGGGGUUUACAAGUGCUAUGCAGCAACAGAUGCUGAGUCGGGGACUACAUUAGUAGAGCUGAAGUUGGGAGCUUUCAUCGCACCUGCAAUGGAAUACCGAGAGCAGAAUGGAGAGGACUAUUUAACAUGCUAUUUGUUUGGUGCUUAUCCCGUUCCAACUAUAACAUGGACAGCAAAUAAUGCAACAAACCCAGAAAGCAACAUAGAAGAAGUUUCAUCUCACCCUCUCUGCUCUGUUAAAAGUCAACUCAAUAUCACAGGCUCAAAUUCCUCUUACCAAUGCAUUAUUGAAAAUUCGGUACUGAAUCAAAGAUGGAUUGGAAAAUGGAAAACAGAAGGUACUCUUUUCAUAAGAGAAGGAGAAAAAAUUUUAUUCCCCUGUAAACUUAAACAUGAGGAUUUUUUGCAAGAGAAAAGUAUAAAUGUUAGUUGGUACAGAGUUGAAAAUGCAUCCUCCAUGAUCUUGGCAUCCUUUUCAAGUUCUUCAAAUACAAGAGUCUUUGAUAAUCGAUUCACUUGGACCAAAGAUAUGAUGCAAGAAAAGGAUAAGUUCUCUUUGACUUUAAUGUCCCCUACUCCAUCAGAUAGUGGGAAAUACCUCUGCAACAUUUCUUCUGUAAGCUAUACUCAACUCACUAUACAACCUUUGACAGUUGAGCCAUAUCAAGGAAGCUCUGUCAAUUGGGUACUAAUUUUGGUUCCAUUGGUGUCAGUUUUAGUUCUUAUUGUUAUAGUGGCACGACGAUGCAAGAAGAAAAAUCGUAAUUCAGAAUCCAACAUUAAUGAGAAUCAAGAAGAAGGAGAGGCACUCCACACGUUCCUGAGACAGUAACUCCAAGACAGCAAUCCAGAGACAGCAAUCCAGAGACAACAAUCCAGAGAAAGAAGACCAAGAGAACAUGUAGCCUCUUUUUCUCCUUACUUAUUAAACUUGUAUGCUUUUUAAGAUUCCAGAAAUAACUACUAGGUCUGUAUCCCCAAAACCAAAAAUAUUUAUAGCAGGUCCUUUUUAAAAUAGGUUUCUUUUUUUCCAAUUUUUAAAAACAUUUUUAUUUAAAAUUUUGAAUUUGAAUUCCAAAUUCUAUCCUUCUCUGUCUUCCUUCCCUCCCCCUAGAGGGGGACAGUCUCUCAGGAGAGAUAGUAAGCAGUCAGGUAUAGGUCAUAUAUGUGUAAUUAUAUAAAACAUUUCCGUAUUAAUCAUUUUGUAUAAGAAGACUC
Trichosurus vulpecula (common brushtail) is the source of this 1595-nucleotide messenger RNA. RefSeq names its product HERV-H LTR-associating 2 (gene HHLA2). The record is from RefSeq and is a predicted model, not a curated record. The coding region runs from base 76 to 1209 and encodes 377 amino acids. The transcript is spliced from 7 exons. NCBI's taxonomy places the organism in Eukaryota, Metazoa, Chordata, Mammalia, Diprotodontia, Phalangeridae. Gene Ontology annotation, biological process: cellular response to lipopolysaccharide; cell surface receptor signaling pathway; T cell costimulation. Gene Ontology annotation, cellular component: external side of plasma membrane.